AUGGAUGUCCUUGAACAACAAAUUACCAAGACUUUAUCAAAUCUUAAUGAUAAGAAAUCUUUCUUAGAGGAACAAAAAGUUCAAUAUAAUGCUAUUUUGGAUAGUGUUGGCCAGCAUUUUAUAGAUAGAGAGGCCACUGGUGAUAUCGAUGAUAGAAAGGAAAGAAAGGGGAUGGUAUUUGGAGAAGUUAUUGUCUCCGAAGAUACCUUUUAUUUAAAUAUUGGUUAUGAUUAUUAUGUAGAGAAACAAAGAGAUGAAAUUCUGGAUUUUCUUAAAAACAAACUUUAUUUAAUAAAUCAAGCUAUUGACCAAUUUACAUCUAAAAUAGAAGAAGGUAAUAAGGCAUUAGGUGAUAUGCAGAUGUUUUCUCAGCAAGAAAAGGCAGAAGAAAAGAAGCUCGAUAACGAUUAUGAAAUGGCAAAUGAAGAAGGUGAUGAAUUAUUUCAGCCGAUGGAAAUUAGGGAAGAAUUGGAUGAUGAUGGCAAUAUUAUUAGUAGUUCAGUGACACCUCAUGCCUCCUCUAAGAAAAAGGUAGCAGAAUUAGAACAAAGAAUAUUAGAUGGAUCUACUGAUGCUACAAUAUCUAGUAAUGAUAAAAGUUUACCUCAGCAAGCUAAGCAAAGUUAUUUUGAGAAAAACUUAAGAGGGAAAUUGAAUCGAGAUUACAAAAAAAACAGAAAGAAAUUCAAGAAAAUACCAAAAAUAGAAGAAGUCGUAGAUAUUACCUUACAAGAUAAAUCAAAAUCAUCAGAUUUGACAGUUUCGGAAAAUGACCUCAAUAACGAUAUUGACGAAAAUGAUAGCAAUAGUGAUAAUAUUAAUAGUUUCAAUGGCAUAUCUAAAAACGAAAUGUACACGUUUGCAGAUUUGGUUGAAAAAUUGGAUGAGCAAGAUAAUUUAGAAGAUGGUGAAAUUGAUCUUGCUGAUGUUGCAUAUGAUAUGGAUUCAUAUAGGGGUCUUGAUUAUUCAAAAUAUGAUGACUACGGAAAUGAUAAUGAUGAUGCUGAUGAUGAUGAAGUUAGUUUUGGUGAUGAUUAUGAUUAUGAUAAGCCGGCAAGAUUUACUACAGUUCCUGGGUUUGCUAGAAACUCGUUUAUGGAUCAAAUUAAUCAAUUAAGAAUGGCAAGGACUUCUAACGAUGGGGAAAUUGUUGAUCAAGAAGAGUCGGUAAAAUAUGAAGAAAAUAUUAAGACUCCUGUAACUCCAAUACCUAAGAAGGAAGCUGGCAAAUCCAUCUUAAAAUCAAGUUCACUCUCAGUAAACGCUUCAUCUGAAAAUAUCACUACAACUGAAAAGAAGAAAAGUGUAGCAUUUGCUGAAGAAUUAGAUAUUCAUGAAAUUGAAAAUAUGAAAUCAGAAACAAAGAGAAAUACACAUAAUUUCCCAAGAUUUUCCAAUAGUGGAUCCAUGACCUAUGAAAUUGAUCCGCAUGAGGGAAUAUUAACCAAAGAUGACUUCGAUAGUGAUUUAUUUGCUGAGUUAUUAGGUGUUAAAAGAUCUGAAGAAAUCCAUGAUAAAUAUUCAAAAGUUGUCGAAGCAGAACUUGAACACGAAGAAGAAGAAAUGCAAAAUAAGAAAAAGAGAGUGUCUAGAUUUAAAAAGGAUAGAAUUAUUACAGACCCAUCUGUUUCAACAAAUUCAAGGGAUAAAAUUAGUAGUAAUGCUUCCAAAAAUUCAAUAGUUAAUUACAUUAUUGAAAGAAAUGAUAUUACAUCCAACGAUAUUGUAGAAUAUAAAGUAACAGAUACAAGUAAAAGAACCUCUGCGGAUUCUUCUAAAAAGCAGCCUAUUGAAGAUACCAUUACUGAGAGAGUUGUUGAGGAUGCUGUUAUAGAGAGGGCUGUUGAGGAUGCUGUUAUAGAGAGGGCUGUUGAGGAUGCUGUUAUAGAGAGGGCUGUUGAGGAUACUAUUGUUGAAAGACCUAUCAAAGAUACUAUUACAGAGAGGGCUGUUAAAGAUAAUAUUGUUGAAAAUCCUACCAGGAAUACUAAAGUAGAGAGAGCCAUUGAGGACACUAUUGUAGAAAGGGUAGUUAAAUAUGGCUUUAUGGAAAGAGCUGUUGAAGAUACUAUUGUUGAAAGGGCGGUUGAAGAUACGAUUAUAGUGGGAACUAUCAAGGAUACUAUUGUUGAAAAAGCUGUUGAAGAUAUUGUUACAGAAGAUACUGUAACCCCCUCCAUAAGUAAAACCAACCCGCCGAAGCUAUCGAAAUUUAAUAAGAAGAUGAAUUCUCUUAUUAGGCCAAGUAACUAUACACCUCAAAAUUCCACAGAACAACUCUUGAAACAAUUAGACGAAUCAGAUAACGAAAUUGAAGAAACUAUUAAGCCUUCAAAACAUGAUACUGACAACAAUCAAGGAUCAUUUCCCGAAGAGAUUAAUGAUAUUAUAAAAAAAGAACAAGAAAAGAAUAAAGGCAUAAAACAGUUGCCGACUAUUGAUUAUCAAGCACUUGGUGAUAAUAUCGAUGACAUGGUACGGGCGUACUCCUUAGGUAUUUACGAUGGAGAUUUAGAAGAAGAUCCAGGUACAUUGAUUGAAAAAUUAGAAGACUUUAAAGACUAUAAUAAUCAAGUAGAGGAAUUGAAAGACGAGAUUGCAGAGUUCCGAUUGAAUUCGAAUAAUGAAACAAAACAACAAGAAGCUGAUGAUGACGACGAUGGGACUCCUAUGGUUGUUGAUAUCGUCGAGAAUGAUAUACCGGAGAAUUAUCAAGAAGACGACGUUGAUUAUGGCUUGAGUACUGAGAAGUUGCAAGAAUCGAUCACGUUAGAGUAUCAUAAGAUGAAAGAAGGAUUGAUAGGGAAGAUGAUGUCAUCCUUUCCCGAGGUCAAUUACGAGAAUGGAGAGGUGGAGGGUCCAGAUGAAGGGAAAAGUUUGGAACCCAUUGAUGAAUACGGUAAUCCUUUAAAGACAAGUCGGUUUAGAAGUCGCCAGAUCUCUAUGAAUGAAACAAUUGGAUAA
Molecule: messenger RNA, 2964 nt
Organism: Henningerozyma blattae CBS 6284
Lineage: Eukaryota; Fungi; Ascomycota; Saccharomycetes; Saccharomycetales; Saccharomycetaceae
Gene: BUD27
Product: prefoldin-like protein
Exons: 1
Coding region: 1-2964 (987 amino acids)
Biological process (GO): protein folding; regulation of DNA-templated transcription
Cellular component (GO): cytoplasm; prefoldin complex
Source: RefSeq, a predicted model, not a curated record